Cucurbitaria berberidis CBS 394.84 is the source of this 802-nucleotide messenger RNA. RefSeq lists its product as uncharacterized. Lineage: Eukaryota; Fungi; Ascomycota; Dothideomycetes; Pleosporales; Cucurbitariaceae. The coding region runs from base 1 to 666 and encodes 221 amino acids. The transcript is spliced from 2 exons. The record is from RefSeq and is a predicted model, not a curated record.
AUGAGGUCACACUCGUUUACGCUCUAUCUUGCCAUGCUAUUCUCAAGCGGAUUCUGGGCAGUAUAUGGCGUCGGUCUCGCUGGUCGAGCCGCUCACGAGUCCAAUUGUACAAGCUGCAUCGUUCAAUCAACCACGACGCGUGCCUUCACGCUCGCACCGCAAGCAUCGCCAUUCCAGACGCCGCUCUCCGCAUCAUGGCAUACCUUGUCUUCCACCAGGGCCCCACGGCCUUCAAGUAAAGUCACGACCUUCCCUCCUGUACCUAUAGCAACGCACUCGUCGCACGAUAGUCACAACAACUCGUUUGCAAUACUCAGCACUGGCGCCAAAGCAGGCAUCAUCGUCGGCAUCUCCCUCUUCUUCCUCGGCGUCUUCCUCGUGCUCUUGGAACUCGGAUACCUUCGCCGGAAGCGUCGAGAGAGGGCGCUCCGACGGGCGGUUGAGGAGGUCGAGCGAGGAGGCAUUCGGAUGGGCAAAAGCGUUGGGAGUGAGAGUAGUGAGAGCAAGGAGAAUAUGGUGCUGGAGAGUAGGGUGGAGAUUAUUGUUGAUGAUAGUGAUGGGAGUGACGGGGAUGAUGCGUGGGAUGCGGAUAUGGAGGAUGAGGAAAGAGGUAAGACGGCGGGAUGGGGAAGACAGGCGAUGAGUCUACCAAGGAGAGAGUAUUGAGGCAUAGACGGGAGAAUGACUGGCUGGGUGGUUUCAUCGAAGAAAAGUUGUCACUGUACGAAUCGUUGCUUCUCUCCUCCGCUGUUAGCUGCCCGUUCUGUUAUGUUAAUCUCACGACAAUUUGAAACUGUAUCGG